AUGGGGCAGGAGGCGGAGGCGGAUGCGGAUGAGCAGCUGCAGCGGCGGCUCCGGCGGGUGUUCGCUGCCGAGGAGCGGUCGUUCCGCAUGGAUCGGCGCUCGCCGGCCGCCGCCGACCUCCGCUCCGCCGUCGCCGACGUGCUCCCCCGAUUCCUCGGCAACUACUCCGACGAGACCCUCGCGGAGUACAUUGUAAUUUUAGUUUGUAAUGGGAAACAUCAGUAUCAAGCACGCGAUGAUUUGGAGGCCUUUCUUGGUGAUGAUAGUGCAAAAUUUGUUGCAUGGCUUUGGGGUUACCUAAGCAAAACGGCUGUAGCACUGGCUAAUGAUUCUAGCGUGCAACAUAGGCUGGAAAAUGAAAGUCAGGACCGGAAUGACAAGAAAAAUCUUCUGGUCUCAAAAACCCAACCCGGGGAGGCUCAUAUUGCAAACUCAAAUAUCUUAGUACCACAAGAGCAUAAUGGCCUUCACAAGCUUGAUUUAAGUAAGGGACAAAAUGUGGCCCAGCGACGCAUUAGUUCAACUGUUACCAUUUCCCCUAAAAUGGUGGCUGGUGACGAAUGUUAUCGGGAGGGCCAGCAUCAGAAGAAAGAUUGGAGUUUAACAGGUGGCAGAAGUUCCUCCAUGCGGCAGUCUGGUGUAGCUGCAAAGACUGAACAUACAUUGAUGCAAGAGGAACCCCAUGAUGAGCAUCUUGGCGGAAAUUCCUCCACAAGACGUUUGCCUGUGGCCAUGGGAACUGAUGAUGGUGAAGUGCCAGAAUCCAUGAGAAGGCCCCGCAAUGUUUGGGACAGGCUAGGGAAGCCUGCUAUGGAGGAUCAAGGUUUAGCUACAGAAGCUGACAACAUGCAUGUUGAAAAUUUAAUGCAUAAGAAGGCCAAGUUAAUGGUGUCUGAGCAUGAACGAAGAUGCCGUGUUAACUCAAGUACGGAAGGCGAUUUAUUUGACAGAGCAAAUUCUGGAAACUUUUCCAGUAGUUACCCAGAUGUCAAUACAGCACACGCACAUGAGCCCGGGGAGAAAUCCAACAGAAGCAGGCUGACCGGUCGGUUGAAUUUUGGUGAUGUGGAGCGUAAUCGUCAUCAAGUUAGAGAUGUUAUUAGCCGGAAGUCUACUUCAACUCCGCCAGUGAAAAGUUUUGUUUCACAAAGUUUGAAUGAGUUCACAUCCAAGGUGAAGAGCUCACCUGCAUCAGUUUCUGAACCAGCACGGCAUGCAAACUCGUUAAAAGGACAUGUAUCAGCAUCUGACAAAUUGUCCCAGUUAAAUAUGCGGCUAAAUUCAGGAACUGAUGUUUUGCAAAGUCAGCAAAUUAGCAGCCCUGCACAGUCCAAGAGUGGGUCUUCUGUUCGUGAAGAUGGUGGCAAUUACAGUAACAAACCAGUAAAAGAUGAGAUGUUGGAUGUGAAACUAAAGCUAAAGCAGGUGGAACUAGACAUGCUCAAGCUUCGGUCCAAGCAGGCGCAGAUAAACAAUGGGAAGCAAGGAGCCCUCCCAUCAGGGCCCCAUUCGAAUUUAGAGGAGGAUGCCGAUGCCAGAACUGUUCUUGUGACAAAUGUGCAUUUUGCGGCAACCAAAGAAGCAUUAUCAACACAUUUUAUGAAGUGUGGGACAGUGCUUAAGCUCAAUAUGUUGACAGAUGCAAUUACUGGCCAUCCAAAAGGGGCUGCAUUUGUUACUUUUGCUGACAAGGAAUCUAUUGGGAGGGCCCUAUCUUUGAGUGGGACGUCGUUUUACUCUAGAGUUCUCACAGUAAUGCGGAAAGCAGAAGCACCUCCUGGAUUUUUGGCGUCUAUUCAGCAGAUUGGGAGGCCGCUGCCAUGGAACUCGCCACCAUUCCAGAAAGGGGUUAGUCCAAAGCAGUCCUCUGGUCAUCAUCUCCAGUGGAAACGUGAGCAGUCUGCCAUGGAAAAUUCCCCUGCCAAUUGCCCUACCGACUGA
Molecule: messenger RNA, 1941 nt
Organism: Triticum turgidum subsp. durum (durum wheat)
Lineage: Eukaryota; Viridiplantae; Streptophyta; Magnoliopsida; Poales; Poaceae
Source: the annotation of a GenBank genome assembly